AUGCUACUGCGACUUUUGAGCUCGCAGGCUAACGAACUCGGAUCGGUACUCGGAAUGUCAAUUGAGGCCGCUCGUGGUGGUGAUUACUUCUACCGACUCACCGGGUCAGUUCCUACGUGGUUAAACGCAGAGGCCGCACCAUUCUCGGUAGGGGAUGACGAAUCUCGGUACUAA
This is a messenger RNA of Plasmopara halstedii, 174 nucleotides long. RefSeq lists its product as uncharacterized. Lineage: Eukaryota; Oomycota; Peronosporomycetes; Peronosporales; Peronosporaceae. The record is from RefSeq and is a predicted model, not a curated record. Bases 1 to 174 code for a protein of 57 amino acids. The transcript is spliced from 2 exons.